CGAGGAAGUCCGGGCGCCGGAAGUGCCUGCAGCGCGCGGCGGCGGAGCAGCGCUGAGGCUCCGGCGCGAAGGAGGGGGAGGGUGGGUGAGGCCGCUGGGAUUGCGUGGACCGCGGAGAGGGGUCUCACAGGGUCGCCCCCAUGUUGCGUUUUCCGACCUGUUUCCCGUCCUUCCGGGUGGUGGGAGAGAAGCAGCUGCCGCAGGAGAUAAUUUUCCUGGUCUGGUCACCCAAGCGGGAUCUCAUCGCUUUGGCCAACACGGCGGGCGAGGUUUUACUUCAUCGACUUGCAAGUUUUCAUCGAGUUUGGAGUUUUCCACCCAAUGAAAAUACAGGAAAGGAAGUUACCUGUCUGGCAUGGAGACCAGAUGGCAAACUUUUGGCGUUUGCUCUUGCUGACACCAAGAAAAUUGUUCUGUGCGAUGUAGAGAAACCUGAAAGCUUGCACUCCUUCUCUGUGGAAGCCCCAGUGUCUUGUAUGCAUUGGAUGGAAGUGACUGCAGAAAGCAGUGUUCUAACAUCCUUUUAUAAUGCUGAGGAUGAAUCAAAUCUUCUCUUACCUAAACUGCCCACCUUGCCAAAAAAUUACAGCAACACCUCAAAAAUUUUUAGUGAAGAAAAUUCUGAUGAAAUUAUUAAGCUUUUGGGAGACGUCAGGCUUAAUAUUCUUGUCCUCGGAGGAAGCUCUGGAUUUAUUGAGCUUUAUGCAUAUGGAAUGUUCAAAAUUGCUCGAGUCACAGGGAUCGUUGGUACUUGCCUUGCAUUGUGUUUAUCCAGUGAUUUGAAGUCAUUAUCAGUGGUCACAGAGGUUUCUGCUGGCACUGCUUCGGAGGUCUCAUACUUCCAGCUUGAAACCAAUCUACUGUACUCUUUCUUACCUGAAGUAACUAGGAUGGCUAGAAAGUUUACUCACAUUUCUGCACUUUUACAGUAUAUAAAUUUGUCACUAACAUGUAUGUGUGAAGCAUGGGAAGAAAUACUGAUGCAGAUGGAUUCUCGUCUCACCAAGUUUGUGCAGGAGAAGAGCACAACCACUUCCGUGCAAGAUGAAUUCAUGCACUUGUUGUUAUGGGGGAAAGCAAGUGCUGAACUUCAGACCCUCUUAAUGAACCAGUUAACAGUAAAGGGCUUAAAGAAACUUGGCCAGUCUAUAGAGUCAUCAUAUUCCAGUAUACAAAAAUUGGUUAUAAGUCACUUACAGAGCGGUUCCGAGUCUUUAUUAUACCAUUUGAGUGAACUGAAAGGAAUGGCUUCAUGGAAGCAAAAAUAUGAACCUCUUGGACUAGAUGCUGCAGGAAUUGAAGAUGCUAUUACUGCUGUGGGUUCUUUCAUACUCAAGGCAAAUGAACUUCUUCAAGUUAUAGAUAGUAGUAUGAAAAACUUCAAAGCAUUUUUUCGCUGGCUUUAUGUGGCAAUGUUGAGAAUGACAGAAGACCAUGUGCUUCCAGAGCUGAAUAAGAUGACUCAGAAAGAUAUCACAUUUGUUGCUGAAUUUCUUACUGAACAUUUCAAUGAGGCUCCAGACCUUUAUAAUCGAAAAGGAAAAUACUUCAAUGUUGAAAAAGUUGGUCAGUAUCCAAAAGUCAGAUUUAAGAAUAUCUGCAACAAUAUCAUCAGAAAAUCUUCAAGUACCAUGGCUGUCAAGUACACAGUGUACUUGAAAGAUGAAGAUGAUGAUCUCGUGUCACCACCUAACACAGAAGGAAACCAGUGGUAUGAUUUUCUUCAAAAUAGCAACCACCUUAAAGAAAGUCCUUUGCUGUUUCCUUAUUAUCCUCGAAAAUCAUUGCAUUUUGUGAAAAGGCGGAUGGAGAACAUUAUUGAUCUGUGCUUGCAAAAACCAGCAGAUGUCAUUGGAAAAUCGAUGAAUCAAGCAAUCUGUAUUCCAUUAUACAGGGAUGCUAGAAGUCAGGACUGUACACGCAGAUUAUUCAAAUUUCCUUUUCUGUGGAAUAAUAAAACCUCAAAUCUACAUUAUCUUCUUUUUACUAUUUUAGAAGAUUCUCUUUAUAAAAUGUGCAUUUUAAGGAGACAUACUGAUAUUUCCCAAUCUGUAAGUAAUGGACUAAUAGCUAUUAAAUUUGGGAGCUUCACAUAUGCCACAACUGAAAAAGUGAGACGAAGCGCCUACAGCUGCUUAGAUGCACAGUUCUAUGAUGAUGAGACUGUAACAGUAGUUCUGAAAGACACCGUGGGACGUGAAGGGAGAGAUAGGCUUCUGGUCCAGUUGCCAUUAUCUUCAGUGUAUAAUAGCGAGGAUGCCUCAGAGUAUCAGUUCACGGGGGCUUACUCCACAAGGCUAGAUGAACAGUGCAGUGCUAUUCCCACACGUACCAUGCAUUUUGAAAAGCAUUGGCGAUUACUGGAAAGUAUGAAAGCACAGUAUGUUGCUGGGAAUGGUUUUCGCAAAGUGUCCUGUGUGUUAAGCUCAAAUCUCCGUCAUGUAAGAGUAUUUGAAAUGGACAUAGAUGAUGAAUGGGAGCUUGAUGAAUCUUCGGAUGAAGAGGAGGAAGCCAGUAAUAAGCCUGUGAAGAUAAAGGAAGAAGUGUUGUCAGAAUCAGAGGUUGAGAACCAGCAGGCCAGUGCUGCCGCAUCCGCUCCAGAGAUAGUCAUCAAAGUGGAAAAACUUGACCCUGAGCUGGACUAGCUUGCCCUGAUUUUGUAUGUCCUCAUUAUGUCAGGAAGGACAUGGGAGAUGGGUGAAGAUGUUUUGGAUCACUUUUAAUUUUCUUUGUAUAACAAAGAAAUAAACCAUACAUUUUAUUUUUCCUUA
Molecule: messenger RNA, 2771 nt
Organism: Mustela erminea (ermine)
Lineage: Eukaryota; Metazoa; Chordata; Mammalia; Carnivora; Mustelidae
Gene: ANAPC4
Product: anaphase promoting complex subunit 4
Exons: 30
Coding region: 141-2645 (834 amino acids)
Biological process (GO): protein K11-linked ubiquitination; positive regulation of mitotic metaphase/anaphase transition; anaphase-promoting complex-dependent catabolic process
Cellular component (GO): anaphase-promoting complex; nuclear periphery
Molecular function (GO): protein binding
Source: RefSeq, a predicted model, not a curated record